AUGGAGAACGCUCUGGCGAAAAAGGCAAGAGCAAGAGGCCCGAAGUCACGAGGAGGAUGCAAAUGUUGCAAAAUUCGCCAUGUAAAGUGUGGAGAGGAGAAGCCUUCAUGUCUUCGAUGCACGCGAUCCGGGACACGGUGCGAAUAUUUCCCCAAAUUCGCGACUCCUGAUGCAACAUCAUCUGUGUCAAUGAGGAUGAUUUUGUGUACAGCACCAAGUGGAAGGGACAGCCGAGGAUUUGACUACUUCCGGCACAACACACUCUCAGGACUCAUGGGAUUCAGACACAACUCCGAAUUCUGGAAUCAGACCGUCCUUCAAUUCUGCGAAGCUUCACCCGCUGUUCUUCAUGCUGUCCUUGGUCUCAGUGCAUUGCAUGAGAAUCUGCUCAAUGAUACGAGAGCCGACGCAACACUAAGUGGUGACUUGAUUUUUCUCAAGCAAUACAACAAAUCAAUCAAACUCUUGCAAUCAAGUCAAGAGGACCGGGCUGUCUCCAGUACCCUGAUCUGCUGUGUUCUUUUCAUAUGCCUCGAAAACUUUUCUGGAAACUACGACAAGGCUCUCGUUCAUUUGCAGAGUGGUUUAAGUAUUCUGGAAAACUGGCGAAUGGAAGAUUUGGAAUCAGCAUCUGAGAUUAAGGUGCGGGAGAAUCUCACUCAAGUCUUCCGUAGACUUGAUAUUCAAGCCACAACUUUCAUGGAUUCUCGACAACCUCUGAUCAAUGCAACUACUUUCGGCGCUCACCUCUCAGAGAAAGAUGGUCCUACGCCAGUAUCUUUUUCCAGUCUUCAGGAAGCUCAGGAGGAGCUGGAUAGGAUCGGGAUCCGCUUGGUUUAUGUGCUUACUCUGAAAUCGCCGGAGAAAGAUUCUACCACAAGAAUACUCCUGCUUCAAGGGCUUGCACCACGAUUUCAUUCUUGGAAGAAAGCUUUCGACGCCUUCUCAGAGCGGGAGAGUCAAAGAAUGGAUACGAAGGAUCUGCGGCUGAGUGUGAUGCUUGGGCUACACUUUCAGACGGCAAUCCUGAUGCUUGAAGUCAGGGUCAAUGUUGUUCUCCACGAGCAAGAGACCGAUGUCAAAUUCAUGAGAAUCAUCAACCUGUCUCGGUCCUUAAUUCAAUCUGGGGUUUCGCCGAAGCCAUCAUACGCUUCCGAAAUGGGCGUUAUUGCACCGCUAUAUUUCACAUCCAUGAGUGCCAGCCCAUAUCUUCGUCAACAAGCCAUCGCUCUUCUUCGCACAGUCAAAGGAAAAGAGGGUCCCUGGGAUCCAAGGACGACGUCCAGGAUUGCAGAGGAGGUCAUGGUCGCCGAGCGUAUCAACAAACCUGGAGUUCCCCUGUCUGGUAGUGUUCAAUUCCUGGCUGCAGCACAUCAUAUCCCCUGCUAA
Hyaloscypha bicolor E is the source of this 1389-nucleotide messenger RNA. RefSeq lists its product as uncharacterized. NCBI's taxonomy places the organism in Eukaryota, Fungi, Ascomycota, Leotiomycetes, Helotiales, Hyaloscyphaceae. The record is from RefSeq and is a predicted model, not a curated record. The transcript has 2 exons. Gene Ontology annotation, molecular function: DNA-binding transcription factor activity, RNA polymerase II-specific; zinc ion binding. Gene Ontology annotation, biological process: regulation of DNA-templated transcription. Bases 1 to 1389 code for a protein of 462 amino acids.